UCCAUUUACUUAAUAAUGGCGUCCGAAUAGAAAACACAUAACUGAAACUCUGAAUAUUACUCAGUAUCAUUUGAGCAUAAAUAGAAAAUAACUAUUGUUAAAGAUGGACUUGGAAUUAUUGAAAAGUAAAUUUCGCGGUACAAUACUAGGCGUUUUGGUUGGAGAUAUUCUUGGAAAACCAUUCGGGUUCAGAGAAGUGACAGGUCGCAAGAAAAUCUACCUACAACAGAAACUCGAUAUAUUAGAGGAAUCAAAAUUGAAAAAGUUCGUCAUGAAGUUUUCAUGUGAUUCGGCAAUGACUCGUUCCGUAGCUGAAUCCUUAAUUGAGAAACGAGAUCUGGAUAUUAUUGACGUAGCAAAACGAUUUGUAGAAAGUUAUUUUCAAGAUCCUAAACGUGAUUAUGGAAUUGCCUGUAUGAACGUACUUUUCAAAUUAAAAAAUAAAAAAAUUGGGCCAGGAACAGAUGUGAAAGGUCCAGCAAAGGAUUUGUUUGAUGGUCAAGGUUCUUAUGGUAAUGGUGGUGCAAUGAAAAUCGCACCUGUAUCGUUGUAUUGCUACAACAAUUAUGAUAAUCUUUUACAUUAUGUGAAAGAAGUGACACAAAUUACACAUGCGCAUGAAUUGGGAAUAAAUGGUGCUAUAUUACAAGCUAUAGCAAUUCAACAAAGUCUAUGUUUACAUCCCAGUGAAGAAUUAAACAUUUCUAAUUUCAUUGAUGAUCUUAUAAACAAAAUGGAUAAAAUCGAGGUUAAUGAAAGCCAACCAUAUAAAGAACGGUUAAAAAUAGUAAAAAAUCUACUUUCUGAAACUGGAGGUGAACUUAAUGAACAAAGGAUAAUUGAAGAACUAGGUAAUAAGCUCACAGCUUUAGAAUCAGUCCCUACUGCAAUUUUUUGUUUUCUAAAUGCAGAAAAACGUAUAAAGGGAAUACGAACUGAUAAUCCUGUCAGAAGAGCAAUUCAAUAUGCUAUUACUAUAGGAGGCGAUACAAAUACAAUUGCUAGUAUGACCGGCGCGAUAGCAGGUGCAUUUUAUGGCCACGAAAAAUUUAAUCGAUUGCUUUUAUCACAUUGUGAACAAGCAGAUCGAUUUGAAGAACUGGCUGAUGCAUUGUUAGAUGUAGCAACAACCAAAACAUAAAUAAGUAAAUAUGAUACAUAAGAAGAUAAUAUGAGAAUUUAUGAGUAAAUGCUAUAUCGAGAGAAUACGCAAUGUCUCUUAUAUAAAAC
Messenger RNA from Camponotus floridanus (Florida carpenter ant), 1230 nucleotides. Its product is annotated as poly(ADP-ribose) glycohydrolase ARH3-like. Gene Ontology annotation, cellular component: nucleus; mitochondrion. NCBI's taxonomy places the organism in Eukaryota, Metazoa, Arthropoda, Insecta, Hymenoptera, Formicidae. The record is from RefSeq and is a predicted model, not a curated record. Bases 104 to 1141 code for a protein of 345 amino acids. The transcript is spliced from 6 exons.